Magnolia sinica is the source of this 563-nucleotide messenger RNA. RefSeq lists its product as uncharacterized. The transcript is spliced from 4 exons. Gene Ontology annotation, molecular function: protein binding. Lineage: Eukaryota; Viridiplantae; Streptophyta; Magnoliopsida; Magnoliales; Magnoliaceae. The record is from RefSeq and is a predicted model, not a curated record. Bases 45 to 473 code for a protein of 142 amino acids.
CCUGUCAUUUGAGAGAAUCUUAUAUUCUAAUUUGUUGGGUUUCCAUGUGGUCUAGUUUGAUGAUUUCUUGGAUUUACUUGCAGAGUAACCCAAUUGCAAGAUGGCACAUUUGCCAAGGUUCAAUCAACAGUAUUUCUUUCUCGACAGAUGGAACAUAUUUGGCCACUGUUGGAAGAGAUGGUUACCUGAGAGUAUUUGACUACUCUAAAGAACAGUUAAUUUGUGGCGGAAAAAGCUAUUACGGUGCUUUAUUGUGUUGUGCCUGGAGCUCUGAUGGAAAAUACAUUUUGACUGGUGGUGAAGAUGAUCUAGUACAAGUUUGGAGUAUGGAAGAUCGGAAGGUUGUAGCAUGGGGCGAGGGACACAACUCAUGGGUUAGUGGAGUUGCUUUUGACUCAUAUUGGUCAUCGCCAACUUCAGAUGUCACAGGAGAAAAUGUCAUGUACCAUUUCAGUUCUGUUGGUCAGGUAUAGAAAGCUUCUAACUUACAAAUUAUCCAUAGUAUCUAAUGUAUCAACAUCAAUAAAGUUUCUUAUUGAAUAAAAUGUGUAUGGUUUACUUUU